CAGUGAUCCGUAUCGUAUCGCAGUCUUCCCCUUUAUUCAACUAAUCUGGCCGCGCUGUGCGCGCUUUCCUUGAUACAUGAGCUUCUUAUAGGCCUAUAUCAGUUCUAUUCAUUCCCUUCGUCCAUCCAGCUUGAGUCAGUCUUGUAGGGGACACCCCAGAUCCUGGAAAACGUUAUGCAAUCCUUUCUGUACAUCUCUCUGCUCAUCCUCCAUAUUGCCUCCCCCGCGAAAGCCCACGGAUACGUCGCCCAAGUCUCGAUUGACGGGAAGAUAUACAUGGGCAACGUACCCAAUGCUCAACCCACCUCUUCGAUUAUCCGCCAGAUCGACGACAUCUCACCUGUCAAAGGCGCAACUAACCCCUACAUGAACUGUGGACAAGCAGCUCAGCUCGCUGCUCUUGUUGCCGAUGCAAAUCCAGGUAGUCAGUUCCAGUUUUGGUGGAAGGACGGCGAUGGAACCAACUGGCCGCACGAUAUAGGCCCGAUCAUGACUUACAUGACAUCGUGUGUAGGCACGACGUGUGAUAAAUAUAACUCGACAAAUGCAGAGUGGUUCAAGAUCGAAGAGACGGGCUUGGAGCCAGGCAAUAUGACAUGGUACCAGCAAAAUAUCAUGAAUGGCGAGCCUGCUAAUGUAACCCUUCCAUCUAACCUGGCACCUGGACAAUACCUUAUUCGUCACGAAAUCAUCGCACUCCAUCUCGCGACGGAGUUAGGAGGGGCUGAAUUUUAUCCUUCCUGUACACAAGUUAACAUCCUUGGAAACCAAACUGGCACUCCUACAUCGAGCGAAGAAGUCACUUUUCCCGGGGGCUACUCUGAUACUGAUCCUGGUAUAUAUGACCCAACGGUUUUCGAUACCCCUGUUCAGUACACGUUCCCGGGUCCUCCUGUUGCAACGCUUGUCACUUCGUCGUCGCCAUCCUCGGGUUCUUCAUCGUCGAACCUGCCUGCGUUCACAACAGCAACGCUGGUAUCCAGUGGUGCGAGCACCUCAACUCCAACAGCCACGGGCCAAGCGACGUGCAAACUACAAGCUCAGCAGACUUUGGCCAUGAAGAAACGUCACCCAGGGACGCUAUCGAGGAUAAUGGCAGUACUGAUCAAGGGAAUGCAUGACUGAGGCUGAUUUUUUUUACCGGUUUGUGUGAUGUGUGGAAUUACACUGUAGGAUAAACUGUAUUUACUAAGUAUUAUGGUGACAGUACGUAAGUACUAAUUGCAUUCGAGACACUGCGAGAGACCGUCG
This is a messenger RNA of Pisolithus orientalis, 1251 nucleotides long. Its product is annotated as glycoside hydrolase family 61 protein. The record is from RefSeq and is a predicted model, not a curated record. NCBI's taxonomy places the organism in Eukaryota, Fungi, Basidiomycota, Agaricomycetes, Boletales, Pisolithaceae. The coding region runs from base 175 to 1125 and encodes 316 amino acids. The transcript has 4 exons.